CCGCACGCAUCCCCGACCUCACAUGCCGCGACGCUGAGAAGGCACUCAUGAUUAUUAUAGACGUGUCGAUAGCGGAUCCACAGCGGGGUGGGAACGCACAGUUUCGGCGAGCGGCAUCCACACAGCGGGGGGUGGCGGCGACGAGGCGGGUGCAGGAGAAGAUCAGGGACUGGCGGCCGGCCUUGGUAGGAGUGCAGCCGGAGCCGAUGUUCUAUGCGUGCGUUGCUGAGACUUUCGGGCACUUGAGCGUGCCACUGCGAGAUUUUCUGGGGCUCUGCUCACAGCGCAUAGCGACGCAGCGGCGGGACGCGGGUAGUGGGGAGGAGGCAUCGGCGCGGAUCUUUGAGUGCGCUCUCACCACGCGAGUUUCAGUGGCGCUGCAGCGUGCGCAGGCGAACAUUAUCACACAGCAUGCAGUGCGACAGCUGGGAGAGUCGGACGAUGCAUGGAUGCCGAUACCGGUACCGCUUGGCGCAGGCAGCUGGAGCGGACAUCACAUCAGUGGCUGCUUUGACAGUGUGGCCGAUAUGCAGUACCUGUUUGAUGGCUAUGUGUAGAUGAAAACAAGAGUAGGCUGUGCUUGAAACGCUGUGUCUGCGCUGUAGGCGCGGGUUGCUGCUUUGUCGUGUCCCUUGGACCCCUCCCUCCUUACAGUCACACCCCUCCUCUCUUCCACCUCUCUCACCUCCCCCUUUCUUUUCCCUUACUCUUAUCU
Messenger RNA from Closterium sp. NIES-67, 715 nucleotides. The record is from the annotation of a GenBank genome assembly. NCBI's taxonomy places the organism in Eukaryota, Viridiplantae, Streptophyta, Zygnematophyceae, Desmidiales, Closteriaceae.